This is a messenger RNA of Perognathus longimembris pacificus (Pacific pocket mouse), 1417 nucleotides long. RefSeq names its product distal membrane arm assembly component 2 like (gene Dmac2l). The record is from RefSeq and is a predicted model, not a curated record. Lineage: Eukaryota; Metazoa; Chordata; Mammalia; Rodentia; Heteromyidae. The transcript has 5 exons. The coding region runs from base 797 to 1399 and encodes 200 amino acids.
CUCGGGGUCACGGCUGCGUCGGAUGGCCUGCAGCCAGUGGACUUUAUAAUGGGCGCCUUAUGGUGUCCUUUAUUCCGUCGUCGUUCCGUCUUGUAAAUAUCGAGCGCCUACUCUCCCGACUGGGCACUGGGUCCUGGAUGAACCACAAUUUCGGUCACCACUUAGCAUUCUGUGUCUUUUUCGAGACUUUUACAGCUGGAAAUCAUCUGAGCAAAUCUGUUUGCAAAUGGGAAAAGGCCGGGGUCAGAGGUGGAGUUUCUUGCCCAAUCUUUCCCAGCUGUUCUUUGUGCUACUCUGUUGAGCCCACUUGCUGCUUUAUCGUAAGUAGCUGUAUUUUCAUGUCUCCUUUCCCUCCUGGAUAGAAAGUGGCAUCUUAGCCUCAUCAUAUUACCUUUUUGGUGACUAGUUUGUUACUUUGUCAGUUUGUCAUUUUGCUACUGGAAAUGGAGAUUGGCAGUAGAGCUGUUUAGAGCAAAUUCAUACUUAACACUGCCUGAGUAGACACUAGGUGGCAACACUGCAGACAGAUAGCAUUUGGGGAUUGGACAAUGGAAUGGAAUGCUGUAAGGAAUAAGCCACUGGCCAAUCCUACCUCUCAUUUUUUGCAGUAAAAAAAGAAACAAAUCUAGGAGCCAGAGAUAGGAGUGACUUGCUCAACAACUGUUGUGUGGCAAAUGAAUUACCAGUUAUAUUGGUAUAGGAGUAUUAGCUCUUAAGUUGUGAAGUAAGUUAGUAGUAAGGGAUUCUGGUUGCCAGCUGAUGGUUUAAUGUGAGUACUCUUGUGUGUCUAGAUCAAAUGAUGCUGUUUGGAAAAAUUUCCCAUCAGUUGUGUGGCUUAAAGAAACUCCCAUGGUCACGUGACUCCAGGUAUUUCUGGGAAUGGCUGAACACCGUGUUCAAUAAAGUGGAUUAUGAACGCAUCAGGGAUGUUGGUCCUGACAGGGCCGCAUCUGAGUGGUUGCUGCGCUGUGGGGCCACAGUGCGCUACCAUGGCCAGGAUAAGUGGCAGAAGGAUUACAACCGCCUCCCAACAGGCCCUCUGAACAAGUACAAGAUUCAAGCCAUUGAUGCCACCGACUCUUGUAUCAUGAACAUUGGAUUUGAUCACAUGGUGGGCCUAGAGCAUGUUGAAAAAAUAAAGUUAUGUAAGUGUCAUUAUAUUGAAGAUAACUGUUUGCAGAAGCUUAGUCAACUUGAAAACUUACAGAAAAGCCUAUUGGAAAUGGAAAUCAUUGCCUGUGGGAAUGUCACAGACAACGGCAUCCUUGCUUUGCUUGGUUUCAGAAACCUCAAGUAUUUGUUCUUAAGUGAUCUUCCUGGAAUAAAAGACAAAGAAUAUAUCGCCAAAUCCUUUAAGACAGCACUGCCUUCUUUAGAAAUAAAGUUAAACUUGAAGUAAAAGAAUAAGCAUCUUAUU